Carassius carassius (crucian carp) is the source of this 2167-nucleotide messenger RNA. RefSeq names its product signal transducing adaptor family member 2b (gene stap2b). The record is from RefSeq and is a predicted model, not a curated record. The transcript is spliced from 15 exons. Gene Ontology annotation, molecular function: signaling adaptor activity. NCBI's taxonomy places the organism in Eukaryota, Metazoa, Chordata, Actinopteri, Cypriniformes, Cyprinidae. Bases 263 to 1567 code for a protein of 434 amino acids.
GGGGGAGUAGAAUGACAACACGUAGACCUCUUCAGAUAGGCAUUUGACGACGGUCGUGUUACCUCUAGUCCACAAGCUUUCUCUUCAUCACUAACUUUUUAUAUAUAUAUAGGCCUAUAUAUAAAGCUUUAGCACGUGUACUCUAUUAUGUAGGCUAUUAUGUAGGCAAAGUGCAUUAAACGCGCAGGUGGACAUUUAAGCGAAUUCUUUCAAACUCUUGAAAGGUUUUAUACGAAGUUUGCUGUUGACGGGAGUGUAAUUUAUGGCAGCGCCAAAUCGCUAUAGACGAGUGAGAUCUCAACUGCCAUCAUGCUAUUACGAAGGCUUUCUGGAAAAAAAAACAAUCAAGGACAAGAUGGGUCGUAAACUCUGGACCAGUUUAUGUGGCAGUUCACUCUUUUUCUACAAUAACAACAAAGACAGUGUUUAUAUAGAGAAGCUGGAGCUCUCUGAUCUCGUCUCUGUAUCAGAUGACUGCUGUCGGGACCGAAACCUGGACGCUGCUAGAUUCACACUGCACAUGAAAAAUGAAGACAUCAAAAUGAUUGCCCCCAGCCUUGAGGCUCGAGAACUGUGGAAAGGCUUCAUGCUCUCAGUUUCAAAGCUAUCUGUGCCAAGUUCUCUGAACCUGCUGCCUGGCCAGAUUCACAUGAUGAAGGAAAUAAUAGAGAAAGAGAAAAUAAGGCAGCGGAUUCUUUCAUCUGUGCCGCCACCCUCGUGUUCUGACAAUUAUGUUACUGUACAGUCAGACAUGCCUUCGUGUUAUCAUAAUGUCACCCGUGUCGAAGCUGAAUACCUAUUGGAAAGGAACGCUAAUCGGGGAAGCCUACUGCUGCGGCCGGGUCAUGAUGGGACAUCGUUUGCUCUCACUACGCGCCAAGAUAUUAACGGACCAGUAUUCAGACAUUACCGUGUGUCUCGGAGGCACGAAGGAGGUUUCGCCAUUGCCCUUGAGACUCCUAUCACAUGUGAGACCCUGCAUGAUGUCAUUAACUGCCUGCUGGAGAAGACCAAUGGGGUUUUGGUGCCUCUUCUGAUGGAGGAACACUAUGAGAAAAAUAUAACAUUUGUUGAGACUGAUAAUGAGAAUGGCGAGAGAAGUCUGCAUUGUCCCAAAGUCCCUUCACCUACUCCUCCAGUGCCACCCCAAAAACCAGCAUUGGCUGUGAUUGAUAAUGAGAAUGAUGAGGUAAUUGUUCAAUGUCCCAAAGUCCCUUCACCUACUCCUCCAGUGCCACCCCCAAAACCAGUCCUAAACACACAGGAAAGCACCUACAUCAAUGUCUCAGAUGCUGGAGAGUAUGAGGUGGAUCAAGCAGCAUGUCCUCCACCUCCUGUCCUGCCACGUCUUUCAGGGCGACAUUUACCGCAUCAGAAUUCAAUGACUCAUGAUCUGAACAGCAGUUCAGACAUUGAAAGGAAAGCUUUGGUACCUCCCGGCUACUCUAAACCAACUUCCCGAAGCAACAGUUUGUCAGGCAUGCCUAAGAAUAUUCCCAAGUCUCGACAACUUGUUGACUUGAAUGAGCUCCAAGAGGUUCUUAACAGGAGACGAAACCAGGAAUAAAUGUAAUCUCAAUAAUAAUGGUUUCAUUGUGGAACAAGGAAUAAUUCCUUAGUAUUAAUCUAGACCAGCAGAUAUAUGGAUAUACAGCUUCACUCACCUGAACACUGUAUCUGAGAUAUUUGCCCACUGCUGUCCAAUCGGAUCAACAAAUAGGCCCUUGUAUCAAAUGUUCUUUAUUGAUCCUUUCAGCAUUAUGAUGUAUUAGUUAUCGCAAACAUUUAUUAGAGUAACAUAUUGAUCAUCAUGUGUCGCAUUGUGUAGCUGCUGACUGUAAAUCACUACUGUUGUUUGUGUAGUACAUCUUAUUGAUGUUCUGUUGAUUUAUGACAGGUUAUUCAGAUGAAAAGUCAUAUAUAAAUGUUUUGUUUUGAAUUCUUUUGUGUCAGAUAGCUGGUCUACGUCUCUUUUCUCUGUCUCUGAUCAUAUAAAUAUCAGGCUUGCGAUAACAAUGACAAAUGGUUGUUGAAUUUGCUAUGUGGGGAAGUUGCAGGUCUUCUUUCUCCAGAUAGAGAAACAGAUCAAACAUAUGUUGUUUUCUGUUCCUGUUAAAACAUGUUUUAUACUAUAAAAUUUGAGACCAAUAUGACGAUCAUGGAAAAA